AUGCCAGCCUCAUUCCAAGACAUUCUCAAUUCCCGACUCUUCAAAUUCGUUGUGGGCGAAAAGGUCGAUGGCCAUGCAACAGAAUUCUUCGUGCACGAGGAGGCUAUUGUUCAGCUUUCGAACCCGUUGGAGGCGCUGAUGAGAGGAGGGAUGACGGAGUCUCGAGCUGCAUGUACGGUAUGGGAUGAUGUGAGUAAGGAGACGUUUGAGCGAUUCGUGCAGUUUGCGUACACAGGGGAUUAUACGCUGCCUGCGCCUAAGAUGAGGGAAUGGAACAGAUCUGAUAAUUGUGAAGAGUUGGAGUUGACCUCUAAGAAGGAAAAGAAGAAGAAAAAGCUAAAUGAUCAGGUAAAAUCAGCAUUGACAGUGGCGCUGGCAUCAUCGAAACUGGAUGCAAAGGUGGAAGAAUUCUUGUCUCCUCAACGAGUUAGAUAUCCAGAACUUACUCUUUUCAAAUUUUCAGUCGACUUCGAAUGCCUCACUUUUCCACUACUCGCCUCGCGCAAUAAUUACGACCACACCUGCGAACCUAGAGGAUGGGUUGACUCAGGGAAAAAUUAUUCCAAUGUAUUCAUCGGCCAUGCCGCACUAUACAUUCUGGGGGAUUUCCGACUUAUUGACACGUUGAAAGCACUGGCUCUGUACAAGCUCCACAAAACAUUAUGUGCAUUCGAGCUUAACAGCGAAACUUUCCAUGAUGUGAUCCAUCUCGUGAGAUAUGUAUACGCAGAAGAAGGCGGAGAAGAGGGAUGUGGUGAUGAGAUUGGAGCAUUGAGAAGUCUAGUGUGUCAUUAUAUGGCUAUGCACGCUCAUGAUUUGUCAUGUGAAAAUAAGUUCAUGGAGCUAUUAGGGGAGGGCGGCCAGUUUGUGAAGGAUUUCUUUGAGUUUGAGGUGCAGAGAAAAAGGUAG
This is a messenger RNA of Botrytis fragariae, 909 nucleotides long. RefSeq lists its product as uncharacterized. The record is from RefSeq and is a predicted model, not a curated record. Bases 1 to 909 code for a protein of 302 amino acids. The transcript has 2 exons. Gene Ontology annotation, molecular function: protein binding. Lineage: Eukaryota; Fungi; Ascomycota; Leotiomycetes; Helotiales; Sclerotiniaceae.